Candidula unifasciata is the source of this 480-nucleotide messenger RNA. Lineage: Eukaryota; Metazoa; Mollusca; Gastropoda; Stylommatophora; Geomitridae. The record is from the annotation of a GenBank genome assembly.
AUGUCAACUAAUAAUAAACUACUUAAGAUUGUUACUGUUAUGUCGACGAGGACAAUUAAUUCAGUUAUUUAUAAUAGGCUACGUUGUUCAUUUUCGUCAUUCACACAGUUGUAUCCGAUAGAAGCAGUACUGCAAACACAUGCGGAUUAUCAUUAUUUUACUAGACUAGGUGGUCGUUCUCACAAUCGACAACUGUGUUCAACUACAUCCUCUAGAAAACUUCCAGUUUUAACACUGUACACAAAACAACCAUGCCCACUGUGUGACGAAGCACUGCAUCAUUUGGAGCCUUUCUUAGAUCAGGUAGUCCUUGAAAAAGUGGAUAUAACAUCACCAGAAAACAGAGCUUGGUGGAAACUGUACCGCUACGAAAUUCCAGUCUUUCAUCUUAAUGGUAGAUUCCUCAUGAAACACAAGGCAGACCUUGAUAUUUUUAAAACGGCUCUUAGUGACUUCCAUAAAAAGAAUAUUACAUCUUGA